This is a messenger RNA of Annulohypoxylon maeteangense, 1657 nucleotides long. RefSeq lists its product as uncharacterized. Gene Ontology annotation, cellular component: COP9 signalosome. The transcript is spliced from 2 exons. Lineage: Eukaryota; Fungi; Ascomycota; Sordariomycetes; Xylariales; Hypoxylaceae. Bases 440 to 1369 code for a protein of 309 amino acids. The record is from RefSeq and is a predicted model, not a curated record.
GCGUCUGGGGUAGGGGCUCUACCUGGUCUGGCGGGUGUAAGCUCAAACAGUGAUGAUACAGGCACUACCUCAAAAGUUCAAGCUUGGUAACCACCAAAACCUCAACCACGUCAACGUCAAACACCAGCAAAUCCACUUCUAGAAUACCACGUCUCUUUGCCGGCGUGUUUCCUAGCCUCUCGUUCAGACAAGCUUUGAGUGUUUUCUUUUACCCUUACUCAUUUCUAUUGAAACGAAUUAGAGUAAUAACCCCACAAUCUACUUGCCAAGCCGUACAGUCUUCAGCCGUUUCAUCUCACCAUAGCAAGGCGAACCGAUCUAGAAGCUUAGCCAGUUAGCUUAGCUACCAGGCCCUUGUCUUCUAUCUUUCAGCCUUGCCUGAGCCUGACGUUGUCGAUACUAUCGCUGUCAACGUCUUUAGGACGAGGCUAUCUUCACCAUGGAGCAAACAAAGGCACUAAACGCUCUUGAGCCCUAUCUAGCUCUCACCAAAUCCGCCACAGCUCCCCGCGCAGCAGCCGACCUAGUGACGCAGGCGACCUCGAACCCCAACACCUACGUCUUCGCCGAGCUCCUACAAGCACCUCAGAUCCAAGCCCUAUCCCAAACCCCCGAAUACGCGCCAUACCUACAACUGCUCGAGAUCUUCUCGCACGGCACUUACCAAACCUACACCACCGCCCAAACCAGCACCCCGUCCCUCCCUCCCCUCAACGACGCCCAAGUCCUCAAACUACGCCAGCUCUCCCUCCUAACCCUCGCCCGCAAUCCACACAACCUAACCUACACCAACCUCCAAACAACCCUAGGCCUACCCUCCCCCCGCGCCGUCGAAGAGCUAGUAAUCAGCGCAAUCUACGCCGGCCUAAUCGAAGCCCAGCUCGACCCGCGCCACCAAACCGUGCACGUAUCAGGCGUUGCCCCACUCCGAGACCCCGAGCCAAACUCCAUCCCCUCCGCCCUCGCCGCGCUCCGAGCAUUCUCCGCACGCUGCGAGACCACGCUCCAGGACCUCGAGAACCAGGUAACCACCGUCCGCAGCGCCGCCAUCUCCCGCGCAACCGAGAAACAAACCGCAUCCCAAACCCAAGCCAAGCUCCUCGAGGACCAGCGCCGGGCCGACACCAACGCCAGCGCUUUAGGCGCCCACACCCGCGGCCAAAACCGCAUCAUCGACGCCGCCGUCGCCCGUCUCCGCGGCGGCGGGGCCGCGAGCCUCGGUGUGCAGAGCCGUAGCGGCAAGCGUGGAAGCGGGAGCUUGGAGACGAGCCAGGACUCGGACGAGGCGAUGGAUGUGGAUGAGGAGGAUCCCGACGAGGGGGAUGUAGGUCAGGGACGCAAGCAGCGGCAGAGUCGACGGAAGCUUUAGGAGGGUAAGAGGGUUCGGGUCUGAUUAUGCUUGGGAGUGUUUUGGUCGUGGUUGGGGGGAUGGGUGGGUUGAACUUGGUAUCUAUUCUUCAGCUUUGACAACUUAUCGUAUGGGAAGUUUAUGAAGGAAGAUGACUACGAAAAAAGCUAGAGAGGGAAAGAGAGAGCUAAGACCAACUUUGGUCGGUUAUUCUAGCUUUGCUAUGGUAUGAUAGACAUAGACCCAGACCAUUGGCAGAUGAAAACAGAUAAAAAUCACAAUCAAUAAACAUUUCUACGAAUCACAGGC